GAGCACAGAGGCCCGACCACGGACACGGACACGCGCCAGAGCCGCAUCAGGGUCAUGAGAGAGAUCGUAGCAGGCCUCGGCAUCGAGGGAUCGGAGAGCGACUGGGGCCCGAUAUACGAGGAUCAGGGCUCUUUCGUCGAGCGCGUGUGCCAGCACACCACUAACAUCAACUUGGACAGCCUCUUGACGAAGUACGUCGGCGAUCGCCCCAAGGGCAGCACGAAGCCCGACAAGGUCCACCAGCUCCUCACAGCAGCGCAGGAGAAGGCCGACAAGGAACAGCGGAACAAGCGCAUCAAGGCCAUGAGGAAGCUCGUGGCGGGUCUCAACAUCGAGGG
Prorocentrum cordatum is the source of this 338-nucleotide messenger RNA. NCBI's taxonomy places the organism in Eukaryota, Dinophyceae, Prorocentrales, Prorocentraceae. The record is from the annotation of a GenBank genome assembly.